AUGCAGUUGCGACUAGGAAUGUACGAGGGUCGAUUUGGGUUGGGUAAGGGAGGGCGGCCGGAAUGCUCGGUGUGUCACGGUGGCACGACGUCUGCAGUCUCGCGAGUUAAGCUCUUGCUUCUCUCAGGUAUCAACCUUGGUCUAGGUCUGGGGGUCCUGUUCGCUGGUAGUGUUGGUGCGGGUUGUCUGGGUUUUUUGCUUUCCUGGUUUGUUGCAAGGUCCAAUCCAGCGGCAGCUUGGUCGGGGAUCUACUGUCGACGCAAGGACAACAAAAAACGAGGGGGCUACCAGGAGAAGGUGAGGGUGUCUGAGCAAUGA
This is a messenger RNA of Colletotrichum orchidophilum, 318 nucleotides long. RefSeq lists its product as uncharacterized. The coding region runs from base 1 to 318 and encodes 105 amino acids. The transcript has 2 exons. The record is from RefSeq and is a predicted model, not a curated record. Gene Ontology annotation, molecular function: hydrolase activity. NCBI's taxonomy places the organism in Eukaryota, Fungi, Ascomycota, Sordariomycetes, Glomerellales, Glomerellaceae.